AGUAGUUUUUUUUGUAUAAACCGGUGUAGGAUACAGUAGCGGCACUGUGACAUCUGUGAGACAUUUAUUUUGUUAUUUCCUCACAAAAUUUGUGCAAGAUAACAAGCUAUUCUGUUAUAAAGUUGUAAGUGCCGGUAUUGUGAGAGAACAGUGUGUGGAUUUAUUAAUUUUGUUUGUAUCUUAAAAUAUAUAUAUUUUUACUGGAUUUACUGCUUUUAACUCGUAAAUAUGUUUCCAGAACAAAAACUAGGGUACACCUAUGAGGAGUACAAGGUAACUGCUGAUUGGCUGCUAGCGAAUACGGAGCACCGCCCCCUGAUCGCUAUUAUCUGCGGGUCUGGACUCGGUGGAUUGGCUGAGAUUUUGAAGGAUCAGAAGGUGUUCAGCUACUCGGACAUCCCCAACUUUCCACAGAGCACAGUGCAUGGCCAUGCAGGGCGACUUGUUUUUGGAACCCUAAAAGGGAAGUCGUGUGUCUGCAUGCAGGGCAGAUUCCAUCUGUAUGAGGGCUAUCCCAUCUGGAAGGUAACGUUCCCAAUCCGUAUUUUCCGGCUGCUUGGCGUGGAGACUGCCAUCGUGACGAACGCAGCAGGUGGCCUGAACGAGAACUACAAGGUGGGAGACAUCAUGCUGAUCAAGGACCAUCUCAACAUGCCGGGCUUCGCUGGGAACAACCCUCUGGUGGGACCCAAUGAUGAGAGGUUCGGGCUGCGCUUCCCCUGCAUGUCUGAUGCCUACGACCGUGACCUAAGAAAGCUGGCCAAGACUGUAGCCAGGGAUCUGGGCUACUCUGACUUCCUGAAGGAGGGUGUGUACUGUGUGCUGGGCGGGCCUUCCUUCGAAACCAUCGCUGAGUGCAAUAUGCUGAAGCGGCUUGGGGCCGAUGCAGUUGGUAUGAGCACAGUUCAUGAGGUGAUAGUUGCUCGCCAUUGUGGCAUGCGUGUCUUUGGGCUCUCUCUCAUUACUAACAAGGCCGUGAUGGACUACAACAGCGAGAGCAAGGCUAACCACGAGGAGGUGCUCCAGACAGGCAGAGAGAGAGCAAGCCAGCUGGAGGAAAUGAUAUCCAGACUCGUCGAAGGCAUUGAACCCAACAACAACAACGUCUGCUGAGCAGAGAUCUGAGGGCGAAGGGAGUCUGGAAUCGCAGGACUGUAGUGGAGCCCACUUAACAUUCAUUCUGAAGUGCAGUUGCAAUGUAAACCUGCUUAUUUAUAGUGUAAAUUAUAUUUUAAGUGUUAUUUUAUUCUUAAUAUAUUAUUAUUUAAUUUACUUUUUUUUAACUUAAAAUACAGAAAUGUAUUUACGCACAAAAGUAAAUACUAAGGCUGAAUUGCAGAAGAAUAUUUUGCUAUUUUCUUAAACCACAUUCACAUAUAUAAUCCAAUUUUCAUAAAACAUCGCCAAAACAUUAAUGAAGCUGUGUUAAACAAAAAUGUUGUCAAUCCUCUUUAUUUGACACACAAAACAAAUGCAUUUGUUCAUAGGAACAAAGGUGUAUUGUAGACUAUAAAAGGUGUAAAUCAAAUCAGAAAUGUAAUUGAGACCCAUUUUAAUACGCAGCUGGGGACUAUCUUGAGCUGCUUCGUUCAUUGCAACUGGUAUUAACUUGUGUACUAGUUUAGGACCGUCUGUACUAACCACGGGAUCAUCCCCAGUUAGUACGCUUAUUUCAGUUCAUUGCAAUUGACCCACAGAGACUACAGGAGGUAGGAAGCAUUGUUCUUAACCAAUGGAGUUUACUGCAAAAUAUAACAAAAUUAAUACUUGCUGAGAUUUGAUCUUAAGUGGGCUUCACUUUUAUGAUUUUAUGAAAGUUAUUUUGUCAUUUGACACUAUUCCAGGUUCUGAUGCUUCUAGAUUUUUUUGGCUAGGUCACUAUGGCUAGAUUCUUUAAGAGAUGUUUAUUAGGCCAACUAGACACAAAUUUGUGCAUAGGUAAAGCUUUUAAUAUGGUGUAUACUACAGUUAGAACAGGUCAAUACUCCAUAUGUAUACUGAAAAAGUAAUCUGCAUGGACAGUUCUUGAACAGUUGCAUUUAAAUAUGUAGAUUAUUAUUAGUAGUAGUAAUAGUAUGGCAUGUUUCAUAAGUAACGCUGUUUGAGUUAUUAUUGUUAUUAUUACAUUUCUUAGCAGACGCCCUUAUCCAGGGCGACUUACAAUUAUUACAAGAUACCACACAUUAUUUUUUACAUACAAUUACCCAUUUAUACAGCUGGGUUUUUACUGGAGCAAUCUAGGUAAAGUACCUUGCUCAAGGGUACAGCAGCAGUGUCCCCCCCUGGGAUUGAACCCACGACCCUCCGGUCAGGAGUCCAGAGCCCUAACCACUACUCCACACUGAGACUGGGUCCUUUAGCAUGUGGAGGUAGUUUCCAUAUAACUUAUAUAUAUAUAUAUAUAUAUAUAUAAUAUAUAUAUAUAUAUAUAUAUAUAAUAUAAUUACAUUAUACAACUCUAUGGACUGGAGUUGAGAUGUAUAGUCCCAGAGGGAGGUGUAGUAUCUGACAGGAUGAUGUAUUAUCCCCAAGUCAAAGGCUGAAGGCUAUAUUGUACCCUGUAAGGCACUAUCAACACAAGAGGACAGUAGUUUUCCAUAAACUCUAAUAUCCAGACAGUCCAUAUGUGUUUUUAUUAAACCUUAAAAGACGGCUUCUCGUAGACUGUAGAAUACAUACUGUUGCUAUGUAUAUUGAUCCUAAAGACCUCGGGGGGGGGGGGGGGGGGGGACCAUAGUGCAAACUAUAAUCUGUCAUGUGAUGGUGCUUUGACGAAUCAAAAGACACAUUUUAGAACCGAGGUUUAAUAAAUAGCUUUAGAGCAUUUAAAUUGGAUUGAUCUUAAGCCUACACAUUCCUUUUGCAGUUACUUAAUACCUUUUUUAUUUUAUUUAUUUAACCAAUUACACUUGCAUUGUUAUGAGUUUGUUACCAGUAUCUCAAUACUGUAAAUUAAAUCUUAUGAUACAGAUUUUAAGCACAUUUUGGUAUUGAUUUACUUUUACACUGUAGGGGUAAAUAUAUCCUGAGCUCGGCAUUUCAAUAUGGUUAUUGUUACUAUAUGAUCUCAAAAUGAUAUCUGGAUCUUAAUAUAACUA
This is a messenger RNA of Acipenser ruthenus (sterlet), 3098 nucleotides long. Its product is annotated as purine nucleoside phosphorylase-like. The record is from RefSeq and is a predicted model, not a curated record. The transcript is spliced from 6 exons. Gene Ontology annotation, biological process: nucleoside metabolic process. Gene Ontology annotation, molecular function: purine-nucleoside phosphorylase activity. Bases 229 to 1113 code for a protein of 294 amino acids. Lineage: Eukaryota; Metazoa; Chordata; Actinopteri; Acipenseriformes; Acipenseridae. Gene Ontology annotation, cellular component: cytoplasm.